AUAGUUAUAUUUUAGAAGAUUAAAAACAAAAAAACAUAAAACCUAAAUUAAUAUUGUCUUUUUUAUUAAAAAUAACGAAAGUAAUAAUCACAUCCCGCGCAAGGCGCGGGUUAUUACCUAGUUGUUUAGUAUUCAGUGUUGUUAAGAUUCAUCUUAAUUAGAUGUGAAUGUUAGUACAUGAAUUAACAACAUAAAAUACAAAGAGUAGUUAGAAAAGGAUCUCGAUUCAUUAUAGAAAAGAUCACUAUACAAAUGCAUAUAUAGAAGGCAAUUGAAAAAUGUACUCCGUUAGGAAAGGAUUUCAUUCAUUAUAUAGGAAAUGUUCGUGUCUUACAUUAUUUACUUGUGUAUUAUGUUUUUAAAUAAGAUUUACUCUGGUGAUUUAAUUUAAUAUAUUUCAAAACAUAUACCAUAUUUCACACUAACACCUAAAAUAAACCAUAAACUUUUGAACUUCAACCCUGACCCCUAAUCCAAAAAGCACUACAUGUAACUUUAACAUUAGAAUAACAUAUUAUCAUUUUUUGUGUAACAAAUGACAUAUGUGUAACAAACCGAAAUUAGAGGGUAACGGCCCAUCGAAUUUUGAUUAUAAUAACCAAAAAAUAUUAAUACAAACUGAGAUAAUUGAAAGUUAAAAAUAGUUUAGAAAAGCUCAUCCCGCAUUAACCAUGUCAGAAAGUGUAUAGAAGUUUAAUGAUGAGUCACCAUCAAAUUUAGCUGAGUUACAAAAGUGAGAUAAUGAUCAUAUCAAUUAUAAUAUCAAAUUAUAACGUUUCAAUUAAGUGUGUUUUCAAUUAAUAGUAUGAUAUACUAUUAAUAUUGAUAGUUAAGUUUUUAUUAAUUUUUAAACUCCGUUUUUUUUUUUAUUAACUCAAUCAGAGCGUACAAAUAAGUUACAACUCCAAACGAAUUUCUGUACAAGUCUUAUCCCAAGGCCGGUCUUCUUAACGUCAUGGAUGAUGCAAGCAGAUGGGCUGACUAGUUUUCGUAUUUAAUUUAAUUAUUUAAUAAAAUUAUAUUAUUCGAAUCUCCUAAGAUUGACGUGUAGGUCAAGUCGUCAUGCAUGACAACUACAGUGAAAUAGUCAACGUGGAUGACAAAGUUGAUUUUUAUCUGAAAUCCACUCACAAUUAAAUCAUCACAUGGACUUGAACAUUGAAUUACUAGGUCGACUUUACUUUUAUUUUCUUAAUCAAAAGGUCAACUUUAUUUAAGAUGGAUAAUUUACACUUAAGACGUAUUACUUUUAAAUGGCCGAAUAUAAACAUGACUGAAAUGAUUAUGUAUUUUAAUUUACUCUUUGUGAAGGGAGCGUAAUCAACGGAAGCAUGGAGAACCUCCUACACCUUCAUCAAUUUGAUCAAAAAAAUAGAUAAACUGGUGCGCAACCGCUUACGACAGAGGGCUGCAGGAAUGGUUUGCUACGAGACAAUAUCUACUGCUAGAUAAUUAGUCUUUUGAUCUAAACUCUCAUAAAACAAAGUUACAUACAUUGUAAAAACAUAUUUUUAUUUGAAUUAAUUUAACAUUCUUUUAAAAAAAUUAGGGAUCAAAGAUUCUUAUGCUUUUACCUCUUCAUCAUCAAAUUAAUAGACUUUUGAAUAUUGGCAAAGUAACUAUAUAUACAGUGGGAAAUGGCCGGGAUAGAAGUGACUAAAAUCUAAAGUGAUUACAGAAAAAUAUACUAGUUUUCAUAAUAUGAUAUUAUAUAAUAAGGGUGGCAUUAGAACCUAAUGUUUGUCAAUGAUUUUGGUUGCAUGUCUCGUGUAUGGUAGAUUGGUAGGUAGAUAAUCUAUCAUCCAUUUCUUGGUCCCGAAGCAAAAAUGGCUUUUACAUUUCCAUUUUAUUUUAUCAAUAAAUUUCCCAUUUUCUACAUUAUUAUUUCCAAAUUGGAAACCAAAAAAAAAAGAACGAAGAAUCAAAAUUGGCUGACGAAGAUAGGAUAGUUCCAUGUAAGUUCCCUCCACACAACCUUAUAUAUAAAGUCAUCCCUAAACCUCCUUAGACUCGCAUUCUCAUUAUCCUCAGUAAAAAAUAAAUUCAAUUAAAUUUCAGACCAUUUUUAUUUCUCAAAUUGAUUGGCAGUCUUGUUUGCGCGAGAUGUACGGUGUUGGUGGAUCGGGGACAGCGGGGUUGGCAGAGGUAUACGCGAUGAGAAAAAAUUAUAAGGAAAACAUGAAGAAAAAAAUUGAGGCAGCAGCAGCAGCAGCAGCAGCAAAAGAAGAUAAAUACAAUGUUGUAGAGAAGAAGAAAAUCGGGGAAAUGAAGAAACCAAAGAAAAGUCUCCAGACUAAUUCGAAGGUUUCCUCCGUAGAUAUUUAACAAUCUCUGUAGCUUUGCAUUUAACUCUUUACUGUUUUAUGAUGGGUUCAGUUUGUUCUUUCCUGUAAUUUAUUUUUCGUUAUCAAUAAUAUUUUUUUUGCUUUUAAGAUUAAA
This is a messenger RNA of Brassica rapa (field mustard), 2439 nucleotides long. RefSeq lists its product as uncharacterized. The record is from RefSeq and is a predicted model, not a curated record. Lineage: Eukaryota; Viridiplantae; Streptophyta; Magnoliopsida; Brassicales; Brassicaceae.